This is a messenger RNA of Cordyceps militaris CM01, 594 nucleotides long. RefSeq lists its product as uncharacterized. The record is from RefSeq and is a predicted model, not a curated record. The transcript is spliced from 3 exons. The coding region runs from base 1 to 594 and encodes 197 amino acids. NCBI's taxonomy places the organism in Eukaryota, Fungi, Ascomycota, Sordariomycetes, Hypocreales, Cordycipitaceae.
AUGACUGGCUCAAUCAUUACGUCUCCGGCGCCGUACCACAUCCUUGCCUACGGCACGCUUGUUGGCACCUCAUUCUUCCACACCUUUGUCAACAGCCCAAUAUUGUUCACCAACACGGAGCGGCCUGUCUUCUCUGUCAUUCAGACCAAGAUUUUCCCCAUCUACUUUGGCCUGCAGACCGCGCUUCCCGCGAUCCUGGCGCUAACAUUCCCCGGAAGCACUCUUCUCGCUGCGCCCAAUGGCUUCUCUACGCUGCUCCACGAGUCCAACCGGUGGGGAUCGCUUGUCCCCAUUGCCACCAUGUUUGUCUCGGGCGUGCUCAACAUGGUCGUGUUGCUGCCAGCGUCCAGAGCGGUCAUGAAGCAGCGCCAAGGACAAGGUCCGUACACCCUCGAAGAUGACAUCGGCGAGUUUGCUAACCAUGCUGUAGCCAAACGCGACGGCAAGCAGUGGUACGACGAAGGCCCCCACUCGGACGAGAUGCGGGCACUCAGCAAGCGUUUCGGCAUGCUCCACGGCAUUUCAUCUCUACUUAACCUUGCCGUGCUGAUUGGCUCUAUUACAUAUGGAUUCACGCUCGGUGCACGUCUAUGA